Symbiodinium sp. CCMP2456 is the source of this 579-nucleotide messenger RNA. The record is from the annotation of a GenBank genome assembly. NCBI's taxonomy places the organism in Eukaryota, Dinophyceae, Suessiales, Symbiodiniaceae.
AUGACGCGGGCGAGAGCUCCCCCGCAGAACUUUACCUUGCGGUCUUGGUGCCGGCGAUGGUUUGCCCGCGAGACUGGGGUGGUUGUGAAAUGGGACGAGAAGCGCGGCUUCGGCAAGGUGCAGUGUGAGGAUGGUCGAGAGCUCUUCGUGCACAGCAGCUACCUGCAACAGCCGCUUAUGACUGAAGGUCAGACGGUGAGCUUCGAGGCGCGCUGGAACGAGCAGAAGAAGCAGCACCAUGCAGUCGACGUCGGCCCCCUGUCAAAGAGCCCAAACACGGCGCAGCUGCCAGAUCUCGUGGGAAGUGCAAAGAUUCCACAGCCAGAGCUGAUCCAGGUGGAUCCCAUCACCCUGCCUCCCGACGCGUCGGAUCGGCAGCACCUCGAGGUGCUGACGGCGCAGAUGGAGCAGCUGAGGAAGCAAGGCCUGCAGAGCCAGCAGCUCCUGGUCCAGAACCAGCAGCUGCUGGUGCAGGGUCUCUUCGCACUGAUACAGCAGCAGAGCAUUCAGAACGCCAACCUGGAGCGUGCGCUCCGGGCUCUGACGGAUCGCAUGGGCACACAUGAAGUUGCAGUGCCG